Molecule: messenger RNA, 1644 nt
Organism: Adelges cooleyi (spruce gall adelgid)
Lineage: Eukaryota; Metazoa; Arthropoda; Insecta; Hemiptera; Adelgidae
Gene: SelT
Product: putative esophageal gland cell secretory protein 6
Exons: 4
Coding region: 392-1045 (217 amino acids)
Biological process (GO): cell redox homeostasis
Cellular component (GO): endoplasmic reticulum membrane
Molecular function (GO): thioredoxin-disulfide reductase (NADPH) activity
Source: RefSeq, a predicted model, not a curated record
CAUUGAUUGUUUUUGGUCACCUCGGUCAGAAUCCGUCAAAUGUGUGAAUUAUUGUGAAUAGGUACGAUAAUAUAUUUUCGAAUAAUAUUAUAGUAAUGCGACAAGUACCACCGACGAGUACCGUGUAUUAUUAUUGUUUAUAGUGUUGGCCGUUGUCGAGUAUAGUUUAUAGCGACGGUUAAUGCGCGACCAAAAAUCCAAAACGUUUUUUUGCCAACAAGACGCGUUGUAGUGUUACCUAGGCAGUGCGUUUGCGCUCUCGACCAUUGGUUUUUGCCCAUGACUGUCAAUAACUGCGCGCUAGACAACGAGUAGAGACUUAUCAAGCUAUUUGUCAAUAUAAUAAUAAUCCGUCAACCGAAUCCGACCGUCAAAAUCGAAAAAGAUAACGAUGGGAGCAGCGUCAUUGGCGGUACUGGUCAUCGUGUGCUGCGUGGUAGCGGCACAACUGCCGGAGGAACCGCAACAAGAGCUACUCCAUCUGGACAAGGCGCCUCGUCACGAGUUACGCGUGCUCUACUGCCGUUCUUGUGGAUAUCGGCAAGCGUUUGAACAAUAUGAAAAGAUGUUGCACGACAAGUAUCCGGGAGUUCUGAAAAUCGUUGGUGAAGUACACGACUCUUCGAUGAUUUCCUUGUUGAUAGCCCGACUGCUGGGUCUGAUCAAAAUGAUGUUGGUAGUGGUGAUUGGUAGCGGAAAAUGGGAUGCGAUGAUGGGAUGGUUCAGGCGGCGUUUGCGUCAACACUUUGAAGGAACGGGCGCGGCCCAAAGAAGACGUCUGAGCGAUCAGCCUGCCGAAGCGAAUCCAGAACUGCAGCCCGCUACCGGAUGGCGUCGAUGGUGCAACAGUAACAGGUGGACAGCUUGCGUGGCUAUUUACGCUGGAUGCGCCGCCAUUGAAACGGCUUGUGUGGCUACAGGGGCGUUCGAAAUGUUUCUAGACGAGAUGCCAGUGUGGUCGAAGCUGGAAUCGGGCAGAGCACCACAGCCGGCCGAGCUCAUAGCCAUUAUAGACUCUCACUUGGCCAUGAUACGGGCAAGGUAAACGCGGUCCGUGUAAUACGAUCGACGAACAACAAUCGGGGUGGCCGGAGCAGCGCAGUAGCAAUGCGACAAACGACAACAACUGCCAACGAGACGUUAUUUUUAUUGUUGUUAUUUUGAACAACCUUUUGAAUUCCUUCUUUGCUUAUAAAUCUUAAUUUCUUGUGUGUCCAUACUCUAGUUUAUUUCAAGUAUCCCGUAUUUAUACUUAUUGUUUGUUUUUUUUUUUUUAAUUGGCGUGUUUUCAAAUAUUUGCAACAUUUUUUUUUUUAUAUAUAUAUAUGUAUUAAACCAUAUCUCACCAUUUGUAAUUGUUAACGUUUUUCAUCGAUAGUCACCUGUAUUAUAUGACGUACACAUCCGGACGGUAGUUUACUCUGUUUGUAAAAUAAUUUCAAAUUAGAUUCGAGGAAAACUAUUAAUCGCACUAAAGCUUUUUUCUGUUUAAAAUAUGACCAAUAGUAGUAUAAAAAAUAAAGCAAUUGCUGUUAUUAAAUCCACAAAAAUGUUUGUUUUAAACACGUGCAAUUUGCAGUUUUACACAUUAUGUACUAUUUAAUUACGAUAAAUCCCACGAGUGACUGUAACUUUAAUUUUUUU